GACAGAGCAGACCGAAGAGAUUGGCAACAGGUCUCGCUGUACUUGCCAACGUACAUUACUUCAGCUAACAAGCACUCAUUCAUAUGGAUAUAUUCGUUAGACAUUAGCUUCUUUUAGAAGAAUAAUAAAGAUGUUUAAGACCAUGUUUCAACAUGCGAAGAAGCAUCCAGGGUUAAUCCCUCAAUUUCUCUUCCUGGGUAUGGGCGUCACAGGGGCCACCCUUUAUCUGAUCCGUCUGGCAAGAGGACCUCAUGUCACUCUUUGGGAUAAAAAGAACAACCCAGAGCCUUGGAACAAGCUCGACCCAACCUACCAGUACAAGUUUGUGGCCAUCAACACAGACUACAAAAGCCUGAAGAAAGAGGGCCCUGACUUCUAAAGGUCCUCCAGGCAACUCCAGGGGCACCAAGUUUGGCAUGACCUCCUGCUGAUGCCACAGUGAAGCAUCUUUCUGAGUGUCACCUCAUGCUCCACGACAACAGCUCUGAAUUAACACUGUAACCCUGUGAACAAAAACUAAUAAAGAAUACAUGA
Molecule: messenger RNA, 534 nt
Organism: Larimichthys crocea (large yellow croaker)
Lineage: Eukaryota; Metazoa; Chordata; Actinopteri; Sciaenidae
Gene: coxfa4l2
Product: cytochrome c oxidase subunit NDUFA4
Exons: 4
Coding region: 131-379 (82 amino acids)
Cellular component (GO): respiratory chain complex IV
Source: RefSeq, a predicted model, not a curated record